AUGGACAGGUACGAUAACGUGAUCCGCAACGAGUCAUUUGGGCUGGAUAUGGAGGGUGCGGAGCAUGGGCGAGGAGUGGACCAACAUGGAUGGGGCUGGUUGGGCCAAGAUCGCCAUCAGGAGAGCGACGAGCUAAGCCUGGCUAACGAAGCAGGAUUGUGGGCAGCAACAGUUCACCACGGGCACGAGUUUGGGCCGACGAUGUAG
This is a messenger RNA of Linum trigynum, 207 nucleotides long. NCBI's taxonomy places the organism in Eukaryota, Viridiplantae, Streptophyta, Magnoliopsida, Malpighiales, Linaceae. The record is from the annotation of a GenBank genome assembly.